Postia placenta MAD-698-R-SB12 is the source of this 1401-nucleotide messenger RNA. Its product is annotated as glycosyltransferase family 21 protein. The transcript is spliced from 3 exons. Gene Ontology annotation, biological process: glucosylceramide biosynthetic process. Lineage: Eukaryota; Fungi; Basidiomycota; Agaricomycetes; Polyporales; Adustoporiaceae. Gene Ontology annotation, cellular component: membrane. Gene Ontology annotation, molecular function: ceramide glucosyltransferase activity. The coding region runs from base 8 to 1381 and encodes 457 amino acids. The record is from RefSeq and is a predicted model, not a curated record.
AUCCACGAUGCUCUCUGACAAUGACUUCGGUGUCCUCAAACUCUGUCUCGCAUGGGCUAGCGUGGUUUGGUGGGGCUUCAUAGUCCUCUUAGGUGCUCUCGGUUGUAUCACUGCGCGAAAACGAUACAGAAAGCGAGCGCAGUUGCCUCGGGCAUCAUCUCCAGCUUCCUCUGUACCAGGUGUAUCAAUAUUGCGGCCAUUGAAGGGAUUGGACACGAAUUUGUACGAGAACCUUGAGUCAACAUUUACGCAGGAAUAUCCAAACUACGAGAUAUUCCUGUGCGUAGCAGACGAAAACGAUCAGGCACUGCCCGUAGUCAACGAUCUCAUUGCAAAAUAUCCCGAUGUUAACGCACAUGUAAUGAUAGGGGACGAGGCGGUGGGUGUCAACCCGAAAAUCAACAACCUCAUCCGCUCUUAUCGUCAAGCAGCGCACGACAUUGUAUGGGUGCUGGAUUCCAAUGUUAUGGUCGCUCCCGGCACUCUAGCAAAUUCUGUCAAUGCCCUCGAUGGUCCAGCAGACAUCCCGUCGCGUUCAUCUCGCCGUCGAAUUGCGCUCGUUCACCACGUCCCACUGGCUUGGUCGAGCGAGUAUUCGCUCGGAUCUCGCAUCGAAGAAGCAUUUCUAAACACCAAUCAUGCUAAAAUGUACCUUGCUAUCAACACUGUCGCCGUGGACUCGUGUGUUGUGGGCAAGUCAAACCUCUACCGACGCUCGGACCUGGAGAGAGUGGACGGCUCAUUGAAACCGAUCGCGGAUUCCACCGAGGGUGGCGUUCAGCAAGGAGAGAGAGGCCUAGUUGCAUUUGGACGCUUCCUUGCGGAAGACAAUAUGAUCGCUAGCGCCCUCUGGCACGAGCUCGGUCUACGCCAUGACCUGUCAUGCGAUGUCGCCCGAAAUGCUGUGGGAAGCAUGACCCUUGCGGACUACGUCUGGCGGCGGGUUCGGUGGGUCCGCGUGCGCAAGCGAAUGGUGUUCGCCGCGACUAUGCUUGAACCAUUCACCGAGUCUGUCGUCGCUGGGAUCCUCGCGUCCACUGGUUUGCGAUACAUUCUCGACACUCCACGCUGGCUUUUCCUCACGGUUCACUUUUUAUUUUGGGUUUCCGUGGAUAUGGACGUCGCCGCGUCUCUAGCAGGUCGCACCGUCGUGUCGGGACCUUUCCUCGCUGCUUGGGUAGUAAGAGAGAUCCUUGCGUUGCCUAUCUGGCUCCUAGCAAUUGUUGGAAAUCAGGUGGAGUGGAGAGGAAAGCGGUACGAAGUUAUGCAGAGUGGCGAGGUCCGGCGCGUUACACAGGGUGGCGGAUGGGCGGAAUACUUGUUUGGUUGGAAAUCCAAGACCACCAGUAAUUACGAACUAUUGUCAACGACCGAUGAAUGACCACAUGUCGGCCACGUCAA